Molecule: messenger RNA, 969 nt
Organism: Coniosporium apollinis CBS 100218
Lineage: Eukaryota; Fungi; Ascomycota; Dothideomycetes
Exons: 1
Coding region: 1-969 (322 amino acids)
Source: RefSeq, a predicted model, not a curated record
AUGCCGAUCGCCCAGCUUCCCCAAUACGGCAGAGUGCGCAAAAUGUUCCAGUCCUUCUGGGACGUCGCCCGUAAAACAGCCACCACAGCCGCUUCGUGGUCAUCAACAUCAGCAGCCCCAGACUAUUUCUUGUCCGUGCCGAACGAGAUCCUGGAGCGUAUCCUCAGCGUUGCUGCCAACGAUGCAGCGGACAUCAAUGGUGUCUCGACACUCCUUGGCCCGAACGACUUCCAGGCUCUCCGAGUAAACCACCGUUUCUUCGAAGUAGGCGUCCGCUAUCUCCUCACCAAUAGAAUAUUUGCCUUCCACUCCUCCCAAGCGGACCGAACCUACUACGCCGAUACCGCCAACAUCGAGUGGCAACCACUCGCCACCACCAGGCUCAUAGCUCCGCCUAUCAUCUACCCGAUCACGCUGCCGUACUUCUCGUCAUUCGAACAACGGCCCGGUAGUGUGCUCUCCCUACAGUCCCUGAGCCAAUCGACGUUCCAUCUUAUGCCGGACCCGCUGGCUCUAGUCACCAGGCUCAGCAUCUCCUUCGAGCUGGCGCCCCUUCUGAUGUUGAAACGGCGUACGAACCUUGCGGCGGCAGCUACACUCGUCUUUACUCGUCGCCGCGUCUCACAUCCUUUUGUCUCUCACCAAGCCGACAAGAGGGAAGUUGGCCGGUGGUUGGAGGCUGAACUCACCGCCGAGAAAGCCAAAUACCACCUUGGUGUGUUAGCGGAGCUCCCUUUUCGAAACCUUCAGGUGCUAGAGCUUGGUUUCGCGGCUCCAGAUGGGACUAUCACCCGCUACCCUUCCAGGAUGUGGAACAUGGCAGUGGCCCGAUGGGUGGGGAGAUACCUGUAUAGUAUCAAUAUUGUCAGCAGGGCGAGGUUGGUGAACAUCAGGUACGACCCGGUGUAUGCGAACAUGAUGGCGCAUGCUGCUGCCAAUGGGACAAGGCCGUGGAUUGGGACGCUCUGA